CAGUGGGCGGAGAAGUAGCCGCACAGCGUUGCUCUCAGCUCCGCUCCCCUCAGUGCUUCCCGCUGCCUCAGCUCUCCAGCUCAUGCGGACCAGCUGCCGAGGCUCAUGGACUAACCGCAGGUCUGACCGUGAGCUGUAACGGACUCGGGGUAGGACUGCUUGACGCCAGUGGAGGACUGGACUAUGGCGGCCAAGGAGGACCUGUACAGCAAAAUUCUCCCCCGGAGGCUUCGCCAAAGCCGACGGGGCUCGAUGAAAUCCAGCUCCAACCUGGACGUGCUGUUGUCCAUGGGCUUCUCCAGACACAGGGCCCUGAAGUCUCUGGUGUCAACUGGAGGUCGGAGUGUACAGGCAGCAUGUGACUGGCUGUUCUCCCAUGUGGACGACCCGUUCCUGGACGACCCCCUGCCCAGGGAGUUCGUUCUCUACCUGCGACCCAGCGGGCCGCUCCAGAACCAGCUCUCACACUUCUGGCAGCAGAGCCGGGUCACCUGCGGCAAAAACAAGGCCCACAAUAUUUUUCCACACAUCACUCUCUGUCAGUUCUUCAUGUGCGCCGACUCCAAAGUGGAAGCCCUGUGUGAGGCCCUGCAGACCACCGUGCAGCAGUGGAGGGGCCGCUUCCCCCGCCCGCUGCCUCUGGAGCUCUACACGUCGUCCAACUUCAUCGGGCUGUUUGUGGAGGAGCAGGUGGCUGACGUCCUCAGGCAGUUCGCAGCCGACUUCGCCACAGAGGCCGUCAGGAAGACAGAGGUCAAAGUGGAGCCUCACAAGAAGCAGCUCCACCUGACGCUGGCCUACAACUUCCCCAGUGAUCACCUCUCCUCUCUGGAGAAGCUGGCCAAGGGCAUCGAGGUGAAGCUGGGCUGUGAUUGGCUGGCUGUCCUGUUCUCCAGGGACAUUCGUUUUGCUAACCAUGAGACGCUGAGGGUCAUGUACCCCUACACGCCCCAGAACGAUGACGAACUGGAGCUGGUUCCUGGGGAUUUCAUCUUCACCUCCUCCAUGGACCAGACCAGCACCAGCGAGGGCUGGGUCCACGGAACCUCGCUGGCCACCAGCCUGUCUGGACUCCUGCCGGAGAACUACGUGAGCCAGGCCGACGAGUCUGACACCUGGGUGUUUCAUGGCUCCCACUCCUUCUUCAGCUGUGGACCCGGUGAUAAAGCUGGUAAGGAUAAAGGAAUGUUUGACGGCCUGCUGGACAGCCGACGUCCCGACAGCACCAGUCCUGGAGACUCGCCUGCCCUCAGUGUGAUCUGCCACCCUAUGCAGCAGGUCCUGCGGUUCAGUGGCAGCCACACUCGGCAGCCCAAGCGGACGGUGUUUGUGUGUCGACACGGUGAGAGGAUGGACGUGGUGUUUGGGAAACACUGGCUCACUCUCUGCUCGGACAGCAAAGGUCGAUACGUACGCUCCAACCUCAACAUGCCUCCCAGCCUGCCUCUGUGGGGGGAACAGAGAGACUACGACAUGGACGCCCCCAUCACUGUGUUUGGGUCCACUCAGGCCCGAUUAGUGGGCGAGGCCCUGUUGGAGAGCAACGCGAUGGUAGACUUUGUGUACUGCUCUCCGUCACUGCGCUGUGUUCAGACUGCACAGAACAUCUUGAAAGGCCUGCAGCAGGACGGGAAGCUGAAGGUGCGCGUGGAGCCGGGUCUUUUCGAGUGGACGAAGUGGGUGUCAGGGAACUCCAUGCCAGCGUGGAUCCCCCCCACUGAGCUGGCUGCUGCCAACUUCAGCGUAGACACAGCUUACAGGCCUCUGAUCCCGGCCAGCAAGCUGACCGUGUCCGAGUCCUACGAGAACUACAUGAGCCGCAGCUACCAAGUCACCAAAGACAUCCUGUCAGACUGCAAAAACACAGGAAACAACGUGCUGAUCGUAGCCCACGCGUCUUCCCUGGAGGCCUGCACACGGCAGCUGCAGGGCCGCAGCCCCCAGAACGCCAAGGACUUCAUCCAAGUCGUACGAAAGAUCCCGUACCUGGGCUUCUGUGCCUGUGAGGAACAGGGAGAGACGGGAAUGUGGCAGUUAGUGGACCCUCCUAUCCUGCCUCUGACUCACGGACCAAACCACUCCUUCGACUGGAAGGAGACUCUUCUGCAAGAAUGACGCCUGCCUGCUCUGAGUCGCUCACAGUGUAACCCAUCCACCUCCACCCCCCCACCAACAACCAACCAACCAGCCCGACAAAAUAACUGGAGCUCUUGUCUUCUCAGCCUGUUCAGUAGCUGCUGAUUGAGCCAGCAGUGGAUUGGCUAACGGUCCCACUCUGCUGGCGUUACAGGGCGACGCAGGACGCCGACAGGCUCAGGCUGUCAGUGGGUUUCUGCUGCUCUGUGUGGAAUCUCAUGUCGGCACCGCCUCUGGAAUUUGGUCCGAUCAACAUUGCAAACUCUUUCAUGUAAUACUUCUCAUGUCGAUUUAUGCUAAAGCAUGUUAGCAGGCUAAUAUGCUAGCUUAGAACUAAAGUUAAAGCUUGAACUUCAUUUUCCUAGUAUGCAGUUGGGGGCUUUUUAUUUUUCCUCGCUCUCUGUUAGUGAUGCCACACCAAUAUUUUUACCGGCCUGGGGUCUGGCCACCCCAUGAGGAUGGACGCCACUGGACAUAUGUAUGAACAAAAGGACCAUUGUCUUCCUGUGUGUGUGUGUGUGUGCGUGUGUGUGUGUGUGUGUUGAAAUGCACAGUUUUCUUAUUUUAUUUCCGGUCUCUCAUCACGGUGGGUCUGGUUGCCCGUGGUUUCAGGUCAGAUCUCUGCAAAUUAAGAAAUUUUCUCCUGUUGCAUAAUUAACUUUCUUGUCUUAAUGAAACUAAAUCAAACAACAAAGUGGACGUGUCACAACAGUCCUGAAGAAUGUGGAUUUUUAUGCUUGUUUUUGUUCUUUUGUUUUUCAGUUCCGCAAACAUCCGAUUAGAAUUUUUUUUUUAAAUUAUUAUUAUUAUUUUUAUGUAAGCCAAAAACCAUAAAGAGACCGGAACCCUCCUGAUGCUGUAAACAGCAGUGCUCUCCCAAACCGCUGCUACUGAUUGUUUUUUGUCCUUCAGCAUAGAACAUGAGAACGUCUUCAUGUUGGGAUCCCAGGAGGCAGCGCGGCCUUCUCCGACCCGUUCGGUGUAUUUAAUAUAUAAAACACACACACACACACACACAGCUUCAACAGCACAUGUUGUGCUUAGUGACAAUCAUCCAGUAGCAUCUUGAUUCUGGCCCAGCAGCGAUUAUUGUCCAAAGGGUUGGAGUAGCUGUAAUCAUAUUCUGAGAAAGGUCUUCCAGUUUGAUUUCUAAUUUAUUUUUAAGCCUCUUUUUCAAAUAAAAAAUAAUGUGUACAAAGAAAAAAAAAUAAACAUUUUUAGCUGCAUGCAAGAAUUUAAGAAGGAGUGUCUCAGGUGUUGCAUUUAACAGGUAUUUGCAGCUUCCAUUAACUGACUGUACUGUUGUGCCUCUGAGAGUUCCUGCCUCGUCUCCGUAUGUUCUUCAUUUCUGCAAAAGCCAGAGACACAACCAGGACGUUGUGCUAUUAGUUCAAAACAUUAUCAUUUCAUUUAAUUUUUUUCUUGUACAAAAUAUUCCAGUUGAAACUUGAAUGCAUUGUUUGGUCGCGAUGCUAGAGUUUGGUUUGAGUAGACUCUGAGUCUGGAGCCGUUUCCAGGUUAUCCUCAGAUCGAGACGUGUGUGGCUCUACUGGAGGCUGAUCCUGACAGAAUGUAGGAGGGCAUCGUUUAGAGGAGCCGUCCACCUGAAGCAGGUUCAACGUGAUCACGGAGAUGCUGGCCUUGUUUUCUGAACGUUUCAAAAGCAAAAGCAAAGAGUCAAAGUUGAGCCCCGCGAAGCCGACCAGCGAAGCAAAAAUAAACUGCAGAGACAAAUUGAGUAAAAACAUCUCAGGUCUGUUCUCUGUUUUAAAAUUAAAGCACUUUCUACUAGUUUAAAUAAAACAUUUCAAUAAAUUCCAAAUGUAAUUAGCAUGCUAAACUGAUUUUCCUAAAUUAAUCCAGUCUUGUAAUCUGUAUGAGUUUAGAAUUCAUUUAAUUCCUAAAACACCAACUUUCACUUUUUCAGUUUUUUUUAAUCAUCGACUCCAGUCAAAAGAGGAAUAUUUCAUUUUAGAGAUGUAAAAUAAACUCUAUGUCAGUUCUUUUUAAGUUUUGUAUCCAAGCUCCUAAAAGACUUCACACUCUGCCAAAAACAUGGUUUUCAUCAGAAAAUACCAUGAAGGGGGAAGAUGUCUUACUUUUGAUCUUCAGUCAGAAUCUGAAAUUCAGGAACUUCAGAGAUGCUCAAUCUUGCCACAUAAAAUAAGAAAAGCUCUAGAAAUAUGUCUUUGAUGUAAACAAAUUAAUUACAAAUAUCUUGUGUAUGAAUUACAUGAACGUAUACAUGGGUAUGAAUCUAUUUUUAUGACCCCCGGACCAUCUUGGGUUGACAGUUAAAUGUCCAAAACAUAAAUGAGCAUAAAUUAGAAACUUAAGCCUGGUUCCCCAUCAUGUUAACCACGUUCUGUCAAAGUUAGAGAAUCUUCAUUGGUGCAGAAAGAGAGUCAGCAUAAUGUACCGUGAGAUUUUGUAAUGUUAUUGUUUGGUCAUUGCUGUUACAUUUGAGUAGCACUUGCUCAACUAAAAAAAAUUAAAAACGAUGUUAGAGUAGCCUGACUGAGCUGGAGAUCAUAACGUGUAUGCUACAAUACCAGAGGCAAUCUGGUAUCUGUCAUUUAAAUGUGAUGGAUCAGGGAGGUUAAAGCAUAGCAGCUGGUCAGUGAUGUAGCAUCGGUAAAGAUGAAAAUGUGAGAGAGCAGGAAUUGUGUCCUGGUCGUUAAUAGAACCAAAAUGGAAUAUUUUUCCAUUUAGAACGGUCAACAAGUCAGUGAAGGACUUCGAAUGACAUCAUGGUGAUGAUAAUUAGGGUCUUUCACAAACUGGGUCCAUGGACCACUUCGCUGUUCUUUACGUGGGACCUGAUCAUAACUGUAGACGCUCAGGCAGGUAGAAACGGAUGUUAAGUGUUAGUUUGACUGACGCUCGUCACUGCUGGUGUUUUUAUCUCCAGAAAAAGGGAUUUUUUUACAUUUCUCUAAGAUGAUGUUAAUAAAUUACAACUUCACAAUCACAAUGUUUCCAUCAAAUAAGAAACACAAUUGAAAUCACAUGUAGUCUGUUCACGCAAUGUCUUUAAAAAACACCCAGCGCCAUGAUCCUCCUGCUACUUCCUGUCGUCUUCUUUGCAAUUUGUGCCAUUGGCAACAUCACUGUUGUGGUUCAUGUGACUCAUCUGAUGCAAAAAAAAUUUUGCCAUUGCAAUAAGUCAAUUUGGAUAUGGCCAAAAAAAUCCACCUCGCCCUAGCAAAAAACUAUUUUUUUUUAAUCUUUUUUUUUUUUUUUUUUUUAAAUAGGCAUGUUUCCAUUAAGGUGAUUUAUUUUAGAAAUGUCAAAUUGCCCAAUUAUAUGGUCAAUGAAAAUGCAUGAGUUAUAGUUUGCCUAUCUGUUGCAGAAAGAUGCCAUAUAACUGUGAUUUUGUGGAAAUGUGAAUAGAUUGUCAGAGUGGUGUAAGACUAAGAGCUAGUUAGGUUUUUUUCUUAUUUUAGCCGUUUUCCCUGACUAAAUAAUGGAGACGUGUUUGUUGGACGGAAAGAGGGACGUUCAUUUAUCCCAGGAGGAGAAGAAGAAGAGGAAGAGGAGGAGAGCCAUGUGAAGGAGGCUUGGUGGAAGAAGCCAUAUUUUUCCUGCAAUUCUUAUUUAUUGUCUGAACAUAUCAAAUGUGUACAGUAUAUAAGUUAAAGUUCCACCAUUUCAAGCCAAAAUAUAUAUGUUAGUAUAUAAUUAAAAAUGAAGCGUGUGUAUGUGUGCAGUUUGUGACUUUUUUUUGUCCACUUUUGCAAACGCAGCUAUCAAAGAGAAAUGGCUACUUUUUAAAAAAGCUUCCAUAUUUUUCAUAUGCAGAGAUGUCUGGGGAAAGGAAGAAGGGCCUGCAUAUGUUUUUGUUUUUGUGCCAAUCUCCAUUUGGUUUUCAAAUUGUACUUUUGAUUCAGAUGCUAUGAAAACAAGCAACAUUCUUUCCUCGUCAAUAACUCUUAGGAGAGAAAGCCAUCCAUUGUUCAUUUGUGGUUUUCAUCUAACAGUAAUUUAACAACCAGACAGUUUUGUCUUUCUGUCUAGUCUGGAUGUUUCUGCUCUUGCUUCUGUUCCAAUUAUAAAUGUAUUCACAUCCAGCUUUUAAAUAAAAGAGAACAUCAUUCUUUGGAUACUGAAAAA
This is a messenger RNA of Gambusia affinis (western mosquitofish), 6249 nucleotides long. It is a transcript of the gene ubash3bb, whose product is annotated as ubiquitin associated and SH3 domain containing Bb. Lineage: Eukaryota; Metazoa; Chordata; Actinopteri; Cyprinodontiformes; Poeciliidae. The transcript is spliced from 14 exons. Bases 184 to 2115 code for a protein of 643 amino acids. Gene Ontology annotation, molecular function: protein binding. The record is from RefSeq and is a predicted model, not a curated record.